GGAAAGAAACAUGGUGCGUCUACGAGUUGCUGCCUCUUACGCUUUCUUUGAAUAAUUUAUAAUAUAAUCUUUGAUUUUCUCUCGCAAUGGUCCCCUUCAUGCCAUCGACUUACUUACAACUUUCAAUUGCUUCAUGACUCAUCCAUCUCACGAUUAGAACUUCUCUUUUUCUUCUCCUUCUAUUAAAUUAAAAUUUUACGUGUACUUCAGCCACUUGGAUUAGUUAUUAGUGUAAGGUCACACUACCCUCAAUUUAUUCAUCUAUAAAAACCAAAUUAGAGUGCAUUUCAUUGAUCUAUACCAUCAUACUUGUUAAUACAUUAGGUUACAAAAAACACAUAACUGUUUUUCUCUGUAUAUGGCUGGUUUUGUCUAUAACCUUCCAUGUGAAAACCCUAAUCCAAAGUCUUUAUUCCAAACCUUUGUUGAUCGAGUUCCACUUUUAAACUUUCCUGCCACGUCCGAGGACUCUAGCCGGAAUGCAGAAGAUGAUGAGCGGAAGCGGAGAAGGAAGGUAUCGAACCGCGAGUCAGCUAGGAGAUCACGUAUGCGGAAACAGCGCCACAUGGACGAACUGUGGUCCAUGCUUGUUCAGCUCAUCAACAAGAACAAAUGUCUAGUCGAUGAGCUAAGCCGAGCCAGGGAGGGUUACGAGAAGGUUAUAGAAGAGAACAUGAAACUUCGAGAAGAAAAUUCCAAGUCGAGGGAGACGAUUGGUGAGAUCGGGCUUAAUUGGUUUCCUAACGUAUAGGCCGAUCAGAUCUGGACCGUCUAAUCGUCUCGUAAGCUUGUUGGUUGUUUAUUUAAAGAAGAGGACCAACGUAACGUAUACAAAAUAUUUCGUAAAUGAAUCUAUAAAAGAUAUAAUCAAAUAUAUUUUACCGAUAAUAUAAUCUAAAGAAAGUGUUCUUUAGAUAUCAGAUUCGAAUCUUGUCAUUGGGGUGUCCAGGGGACUUAUUGCUCUGUUUUGAAUUUUGGUCCAAAACUUUUUGGUUACAAAAAUAAAAAUAAAAAAUUUCAUGUUCUAAUAAAUAAACAGGUCCAUAUUUAUGCAUGCA
Arabidopsis lyrata subsp. lyrata is the source of this 1058-nucleotide messenger RNA. Its product is annotated as basic leucine zipper 8. The record is from RefSeq and is a predicted model, not a curated record. The transcript has a single exon. NCBI's taxonomy places the organism in Eukaryota, Viridiplantae, Streptophyta, Magnoliopsida, Brassicales, Brassicaceae. Gene Ontology annotation, biological process: regulation of DNA-templated transcription. Gene Ontology annotation, molecular function: DNA-binding transcription factor activity. Bases 359 to 751 code for a protein of 130 amino acids.